Molecule: messenger RNA, 11246 nt
Organism: Mobula hypostoma (lesser devil ray)
Lineage: Eukaryota; Metazoa; Chordata; Chondrichthyes; Myliobatiformes; Myliobatidae
Exons: 2
Coding region: 6953-8035 (360 amino acids)
Molecular function (GO): zinc ion binding; nucleic acid binding
Source: RefSeq, a predicted model, not a curated record
UUAUAUCUGACAUUGUUCAGCAUCAAAGGGGCACCUCCAAUUUGGAGAUUCAAAUUGUAAUGCUGCAUUUCUGUUCCACUAUGUUAAUAGUAUAUAAAUUUUACUUGAGAAGGAAACUACUACACUCACCUUGUCUACCAAGUCUUCCACCAAGAUCUUUGGCUGAGUAUCAAUGCCCUUUGAAGGUGAGCAUUGCUGCAAGCCUAAAGUCAAUCCAACUUGUUUUGGUGAAACCAGCUUUGGUGGAAAAUACAGACAAAUGCCAUUUCCUGGGAAGCAGAGACCCAUCGUCUGACGCUGUUAGCGGCGGAUUUUGCAUAUGACUUCCAGAAUAAAGCCACCUGUGUUGGGGACAGGCGAGAUGGGGUAUCUGGAAUCACAUACCCUAACCCGUGUAAAAAGGACAUCAGUAACUUCAAUAAAAUAAUAAACAGGGUCCCCAUCUGUCGUCUGAAUGCAGAUUAAUCCACAGCACUAUUUCUGAGAAUUUUGGCCAAUAUUUAUAGAAUCCCACAGCACUGAAGCAGGCCUUUCAGCUAAGCGGCCCGUGCCAACCAAGUGCCUAUUAUCUAAGCAAAUCCCCUUUUCCCUUUUUCCCGCAUACAGCUCAUAUUCCUCAAUCUUUCCUAUCAAGUACCUUUUAAAUAUUGUUAAUGUAUCUGUCUCAGUCACCUCCUCUGUUAAUUGAUUCCAUGUACUGAACCCCCUCUGAGUGAAAAUCCUGCCUCUCAAGUUCCUAUUAAAUAUCUGUCCCUUCACUUUAAACCUGUGCCUUCUAGUCCCUCAUACCCCAACCCUAACCAUUCACCCCAUCAAAGCUCCUCAUGAUCUUCUUUAAAAGGUCACUGCUCAGUCUGCUACAGUCCCAAGGAAGAAGUUCCAACCUGCUCAACAUCUCUCUUACCACUCAGACCCUUGAUUGUUCCAGCAACAUCCUCAAAUCUCCUCUCACUCUUACCAGUUCAUUGGCAUCUUUCCUAUAGCUGGGUGACCAAAACUGAACACAAUGAUCCAAAUGCAGCCUCACCAAUAUCUUGUCCAACUGCAACACAACAACCCAACUUCUAUACUUGUACAACUCCUCUGGGUGAAGGAGGCCAGGGUGUCAACACCAUUCUUCACCACCCUUUCUAUCUGCAAUCCUGCCUUCAGAAACCAUUUACUUGCACUUCUAAGUCCCUCUGUUCUUCAACACUAAUAUGGACAAUCCCCAAAACCUCCCCAUUAAUCUCAAGGACUAAAGUCUUCAUGUCUUUCUCCACAGUAAAAAUACAAAAAUACUCAUUGAGGGCCUCACCGACUCCUAAAAAUUUUUCAAUGAGAAGAGGCACAGAAAGAAUGGAUAGCCAGCAUCUGCUUCCUAGGCUGGAAAUGGUGAAUAUGAGAGAACAUAAUUUUAAGGUGAUUGGAAGAAAGUAUAGAGGGAUGUCACAGGAUGUUUUUAGUUUUACACAACUGGUAGGUGCUUGGAACAUGCUGCCAGGAGUGGUGUUAGUGGCAGAUACAUUAGAGACAGUUAAGAAACUCAGAUAAGCACAUGGAUGAAAGAAAAAUGGAUGGCUAUGGAUAGAUUAUAAGGUUGGCAAAAUAUUGUGGGCUAAUAUGUUCUAUAUGGAUAGUCUAGGGAAAGUGGGUUUCUUUGCUGAACUUAGCUGUCUACGAGGUUCAUAACAAUAGCUUUGGGACAGGUUACUGUUCAGAGACAGGGAUGAGCGAGAGUUAGAGAGAAGAGCUAGGGGCAGGUGCCAGUGCAGAAGGCCAGCAAAUCCUGUGGACAGAUGUCAGGUCGGCAGGCACUAAGGGUGAAGACCAUCAAUUCCAGUGGUCAAUGACCGAGGUUGGCAUGCCCCAUAGAUGAGGGCUGGUUACUCCCUUAUUGGAGGUCGUGUGGUCAGGAGGCAUGAGCACUAGUGCCCCUCACUCCCCCCCAGGUUACAGAGUCCCAGGACUGGAAGCCCAUGAGAAUCCUAGUUUGUGGGCUGGAUUUCCAAGCCUUAUGGUCAGUGAUUCUUGGGGUCAAACCAAAGGUUGAAGACUGAAGUUGGCGAGUUCAAAAGUUUAGGCCUGGUGGUCAAAGCCACCUGGGCUUGUGUUCUGUUGAACAUGGUGGGUAAGUUAUGUACAUUGGCACCAUAAUGUGUGAUGACACUUGUGGGCUACCCCUAGCACAUACUUUGGUUGUGUUGAUUGUUAACUCAAUAUGUUUCAAAGUACAUGUGAUAAAGCAUCUGAAUCUGAUGAGGUGAUUUGAUGGAUAUUUUCCAAAUCAAGAAAUGAAAAGUGCAAAGCGCUUUCUAUUGGUAGGUUAGAGUGAUGAAUUUCAUAAUCACAGAAGGUGGCAUACACUGGAAUUCACCACCCAGCAACAUCAUUAGAUGCAAAUUUAAUUGUUAUUUCUGAAAAAGGAAGAUACAUUGAUAGAUAGAAAACCACAGGAGCACAGGGAAAGAAAUAGGGAAUAGGACUCCCCCCACUGUCAACCUUAUCCCUGUCUCUUGUAACUUAAUAUACCUUUAUCAAGACCCCUUAAGCCUCUGACACUCCAUAAGACAUAGGAACAGAAUGAGGCCAUUCGGCCUUUGAGUCUGCUCCACCAUUCCAUCAUUUAUUAUCCCUCUCAACCUCAUUCUCCAGCUUUCUCCCCGUAACCUCUGACGCCCUGACUAAUCAAGAACCUAUCAACCUCUUCUUUAAAUAUACUCAAUGACGCGGCCUCCAAAGUCAUCUGUGACAAUAAGUUUCACCGAUUCACCUAAAGAAAAUGGCUACAGAAAUUCCUCAUCCCUGCUCUAAAUGGAUGUUCCUCUAUUCUGAAGCUGUAUUCUCUGGUCCUAAACUACCCCACUAAGGAAACAACCCAACCUCUCCACAUGUACUCUUUCUAGUCCUUUCAACAUUUGAUAGCUGUCAAUAAGAUUCCCUUCACUCUUCUAAAUUCCAGCAAGUACAGGCCCAGAGCCAAACACUCCUCCUACAUUAACCCUUUAGUUCCCACAACCAAUCCAGUUUCCAGAGAAAACAAUCAAAGAUUGUCCAAUCUUCCCUUAUAAAUCUGCCUUCCUAUGAAUACUAUAUAUACUAUGAAUCCUUUCUCUUGUUCAACAGAAUGUAGUGUAAACUUUGUGAAUAUGUUGCUUAAAAAUGUUGCUUCAGUGUUAAUAGCAACAUUGCAAGUUGUGAGGCAUCAGCAAAACUCUCUGCCACUGAAUUCCCAGACUGGCCAUUCACAGGCUCAGGUUACUGUGAGUGCCAUGCAACUGGUAAGAGAGAUGCCUUUGUGACUUCCACCACAUGGUCACCACAAGCUGGAAGAGUGUCUCCACCCUGGACAAUAACACAAAUCACCUGUUGGCUGCUUUAAUCUAAAGACUAGAAUUUAGCCAAAUCAGAGAAAACCACAGUAGCUGGAGGAAUGGUGCACAAGCCAGCAGUGAUGAUGGAGAAAGAGCUACUUCAUUUUGAUCAGAUCACAAAGAUCAUCUAGCCCAGACUCAGAAGACUGCUUUGGUUCUGUGUUACUGAUCUACACAACACAUAUACCAUCUAUAAGACAACAAGACACAGGUGCAGAAAGAGGCCAUUCAACCUGCUCGGCCAUGCCAUCAUGGUUGAUUUAUUAUCCAUCUCAAUCCCAUUUUCCUGCCUUCCCAUAAUCUUUGAUGCCCUUACUAAUCAACAGCCUAUCAACCUCUGCUUUAAAUAUACAGCCAUCUGCAGCAAAGAAUUCCAAAGAUUCACCAUCCUCUGGCUAAAGGAAUUAUUCAUCUCUUCGAGAAGGACAUGCUUCUAUUCUGAAGUUGUGUCCUCUGGUCUUAGGCUUACUCACUAUUGGAAAUAUCCAUGACCCAACAUUCAAACACAAAGCCUAGCUGCUUAAAUCUUAACAUUUAGAAUGGCCUUAUUUAUUUUCCCGUGGCAGGUACCUACAACAACUUUAGAACAGUAAAAUGGAAAAUAAAUCUGUUGCAGGCAGAAUAAAAACAAAAUCAGAGCUUAGAAUUAAAGGGAAAGGGAAAAGGCAGUUACAAACAAACUAUACUGAUAUUCAAUAAUUCUCCAGCAUCUGGCAAAAGGCUUUUUCAUCCAGUUGCUAGAAAUACACAGGGAUUCCACUAAUUCACCCUGAAACCAAACACUGUUCAAACUAGAUAAAGAUACUACACUUCCUCUAAUCCCUGAUGUAAACAACUCGUAGAUCAGCUUCUGAAACACGCAUUUGAUUUGACUUUUUUCUUGAAUAUAAAUGGUCCAACUGAGGCAUAUAAACAUAUAGUGAAGCCUGAUUACCCAAGGAUUGCUCUGUUCACAAAAAAAUUGGCUGUAGUGCAAAGAUUUAAAUCUGAAUUACAAGCAUCUUGCUAUUGUUAACAGGUCACCUAAAAGCAGUAGUGGAUAAAGUAGCAUCAUUUAUGUGAUACCUCAAUACUAUACACUAUCCUCGGUUUCUCUGAAGUUGAAUUGAAUUGACUUUAAUACUUACAUUCUUCAUAAACAUGAGGAGUAAAAAUCAUUACGUUACGCCUCUGUCUAAACGUGCAAUUUGUUGUACUUUAUAAUAAAUAGUAUGUUCAACAAGACAGUCAGUAUAACAUAAAAUUACAGUUGAGUCAGCAUGAAUUAAUCAGUCUGAUGACCUGGUGGAAGAAGCUGUCCCAGAGCCUGUUGGCCCUGGUUUUUAUGCUGCGAUACCAUUUCGUGGAUGGUAGUAUCUGGAACAGUUUGUGGUUGGGGUGACUUGAGUCCCCAGUGAUCCUACGGGCCCUUUUCACACACCUGUCUCCGUAAAUGUCCUGAAUAGUGGGAGGUUCACAUUUACAGAUGCGCUGGGCUGUCCACACAGAGUCCUGAUGAUCUAGGGAAGUACAGUUCCCAUACCAGGCAGUGAUGCAGCUAGUCAGGAUGCUCUCAAUUGUGCCCCUGUAGAAAGUUCUUAGGAUUUCGGGGCCUAUACUAAACUUCUUCAACCGUCUGAGGUGAAAGAGGCACUGUUGUGCCUUUUUAGUAAAUGCAACUUUGCUGGAUCAAAUAACGACAGCACAAAAAGAUCGUUACUUAUCUUUUCACUCGUUUAUUUCUUCGAGCUCAGCCAGCGAGUGAACUUAGACCUGACAUCAGGGAGAGACCCUUUCUCAUCUCCCCAGCGGUUCUACAAGUUCAUUGCCCGAUGUCAGAAUUGCCAGUGUGACGACAAACCAAGUUAUCAGACGAUUGAUGCUAAUGAGAGAGAUAAGGGAGACAAUGGAGAAACGUUCAAAAUGUUAAUGAGAGAGGAGUAAGAGAACGGAAAAGAAACACAAUUCAGAGUAUUGACAGACCGGUUGCUUUGAACCUGAACUGUUUGAAGUUCGAUGGACAGGCGAUACCCCAGCAGGGGGAUAAAAAGAACAGGUUCGCUAAGGCACGGGACACACCACGAGAUCACGAGACCCUGGAAGAGUGGUGUGCCCCCACAAAUUGGUAUAGAGUUUGGAGGUCCGGUUUGUGGGAACCGACCAUAGAAGCACAGGGUGCAAAGGUACGAUCGGUGGGAACCUGGUGUGUGUGUGUCCGCCCUUGCCUGGGUGCCGGGUUCACCGCGGAAGAACAGUCAUAUCCGGAACGGAGAGGUCACAGUCGGUCACCACAGCGGGAUAGAAGACAUAAAAGGGUCCACCCGAAACCAACUGCGAAGAACGAAGGUCUGCCUGAAUCAAAUUUGCCUCUCUCUCUCGCUGACGGUACAACAGCGAUUACUGCGAACUGUACUAAGCUGAACUGAUCUCCGCGUCACUUAAGACUGAUCAUUUUACCCCUAGACUGCGAUAGAACUUGGUUGAUUCCUAUUACCCUAGUUCUGUGUACGUGGGUGUUUUAUCAUUGCUAAACUUUUGCAUUUAUAUCCUUAUAAUUAGAGUACUGUAUUACUUACUUCUUUAAUAAAACUUCAUUAGUUCCCAGUAAUCCAGACUCCAACGCGUGGUCCAUUUCUGCUGGUUUGGCAACCCAGUUACAGGGUACGUAACAUAAGUGGGGAUCUCGUCCGGGAUUUUGAACGCCAAAUUUGGGGACUGGGUAAAUUGAUUGGGUAAAAAUUCCCGAAAGAAAGAAAGGGCAAACAGCAGAAAUGGAGAUUGAGGAAUUUCUAAAGGCGCCAACCUUGGAGGCAUUAGAGGAUGCCAGGAAAUCAGAAUUGGCAACUGUUGCCAAACGGUUGAAUCUUUUUAAGGGGAAGUCGACAAUGAGGAGAGCGGAGCUGCACAGAGCUAUCGUAGAGCAUUAUGUAUCUAAAGGUGUGUUUCCCCAAGGGGAGCUGGAGGUGGUAUCUAUGGGCAAACCUGGUGGAGAGGCAGUACAGCUGCAGAUGGAAAAAUUGAGACUUGAGUACGAGUUCCGGGUAAAACAGUUGGAACGAGAAGAGAGAGACAGGCAGUUAGAACGGCAAGCGAGAGAGAAACAGAAGAACAGGGAAUUUGAGCUGGAGAAGUUAAGGAUGACGCUAGCGCAGGGCCCCAUGCCGAACCAAGAUGGAGGGUUCAGGGCGACCCAGGAGGUUAGGCUGGUUCCCCCAUUUGAGGAGGCCAAUGUUGAUCGGUACUUUCUACAUUUGAAAAAGUCGCUGCAAGUCAGGACUGGCCGAGGGAUAAGUGGGCUGUUUUGCUUCAGAGCGUACUUAAAGGGAAGGCUCAGCAAGCUUACUCCGCAUUGUACGCAGAAGAUGCCCAGAGGUAUGAUGUGGUGAAAGAUGCGAUACUCAGGAUCUAUGAGUUGGUCCCGGAGGCAUACCGGCAGAGGUUCCGGAAUGUGAGGAAGCAAUGGGGCCGCACGUAUUUAGAGUUUGCCCGUGAGAUGCAGAUGUAUUGUGAGCAUUGGUGCGCCUCAAAAGGGGUCAAUGGGGAUUAUGACAGACUGCUACAGCUAAUACUGAUUGAGCAGUUUAAAGGUUGUGUCCCUGAAGGUAUGAGGCCCUAUCUAGAUGAGAGAAAGAGGCAGAACCUUAGCCGCAACUGCUAAGUUAGCGGAUGAGUACGUGUUGACACACAAAGUGAAGUUUAACCCGAGUAAAAGCUACCAGAAGGGUAGUCAAGAGGGCGGAGAGAGUCCGCCAGAAAAGCCAGAAAGUAAGCCGGGGACUAGUGAAAAGGAUAAGGAAGACUGGGAGCAGUUUGGUAGGAAGUCUUCUGGGGUCGUAUGCCAUAAUUGUGGGAAAGCCGGUCACUUUGUGUCCAGGUGCUUUGCCCCAAAGAAGGAGACGGGGAAAGGAAAAACGACGAUUCCGACUGGCUGUAUUGAGCUGGCAAACAAACCGCUAGGGGAGAAGAGGUCUGAUAAAGUUCAGGAAGGGCGCGAGAAGUUUAUUUCGGCCGGAUUGGUGUCGGUGAAGGAGGGGUUAAACCCGGUCCCAGUACGGAUCUGGAGAGACAGUGGGGCUUGUCAGUCAUUGAUCUUAAAGAGUGUGUUAGACUUUAGUUCAGAGACCCAGACUGGGGAAGUCAGGGUGAUAAAAGGCAUUGGGAAAGGGACUGAAGCAGUACCUUUGCACCAGAUACACCUAAAAAGCGACUUGGUCUCUGGAUCGGUCACGAUAGGGGUGAGGUCCGAAUUACCGAUGGAUGACGUGGAGGUCUUACUCGGUAAUGACCUCGCCGGCAGAAAUGUGUACUCAGCAGUAAAACUGACAAGCCAGCCUGCCAGCAUUGAGGCCCCGCCCAUGGACUCACAGGUUUAUCCCAUUUGCGCAGUGACUUGGCGCAUGUCCAGAAAGGCUGCCGAAGCGAAUGUAGAUUUAGCUGAGACGUUUUUACCAGCCUUGUACCAAGAGGGGUUAGAAAGUGAGAAGAAGGAGCAUAGUGAAGCGGAAGGAAGUGAGGGAGUUGAGGUAGACGUAUCAUUAGCAAGGAAGGAAUUUAUACAGGUACAGGAACGAGACAAGGAGCUAAUGGUUUUGACGGAGACAGCUCUCUCCGAAGCAGAAUUAAAAAGGGAGCCAGUGGGCUAUUAUGUGAAGGAGGGAGUACUAAUGAGGAAAUGGAGACCAAAGUACCGCGCUCGCAGAUGAGGAAUGGGUGGUGGUGCACCAGGUGGUACUGCCGAAAAUUUAUAGGGACGAGAUUUUUAACCUGGCCCACAAGAUACCCCUCGGUGGACAUUUUGGGGCGAGGAAAACAGUCGAUAGAAUCAUGAAAAGAGUUUUACUGGCCGCACAUGAGGAAGGAUGCUAUUGACUAUUAUAGACAUGAGCUAACACAGUUAGAGUCUAUUGAUAUGUUAACAGCUUGCCACGAUAAGCGAGCAGACCUAGUCGGUGUUAUCACGAAAAUUAAUGAGGCUAGGGUGCCACCAGAUAAAGGGAAAACCCAUUUUGAAAAGAUAAGUAUGGUGCCAACCAGAUGGGAGAACUCAAUUGUUUUGGACAACUUUGCUGAUAAGGUCUCUCCCUUAACCCCCGAACAGAGCGAGCCACUGAGAAAGCUAAUUAACCGUCACGCAGACGUAUGUCCGGAUGUCCCGAGGCGAUGCAAAGAGCCGGUACCUGGUGUUGUCACAUCAGGUCAGCCUAGUGAGCAACACCCCUAUAGGAUGAUUAAUUCAGCGACAAAAGGGCUAAAGAACGCAGAAGCGUAUAUUGACGAUUUACUGGUCUGGAGUGACACAUGGGAGGAGCACAUUGUGGUAGUAGAGGAGCUGUUUAAGAGGCUGUCGGAAGCCAACCUGACAGUGAACCUCACAAAAAGUAAAUUUGGCCACGGGAAGGUCACUUAUCUGGGAUUUGUGGUAGGACAGGGCAGCUGGCACCAAUGCAGGCUAAGGCGCAGGCUAUCUCUGAAGUCCCCACCCCGACAGACAAGACAGCCCUGAGAAGGUUCUUGGGGAUGGUGGGGUACGAUCAGAAGUUUUACAAAAACUUUGCGGAUAUUACCCUCCCUCUUACUAAGCUUUUGCCAAAGAAUGCAAAGUUUGUGUGGGACGACCUUUGUUAUAUUUGUCCAGCACGGAAACCACUGAUAAUUUACACUGAUCACAACCCAUUAGUGUUUUUGGCCACUAUGAGGGAUAAAAACAAAAGGUUGCUAAGUUGGAGCCUGGUCUUACGGGAAUUUGAUAUUAAAAUAACACAUAUAAAAGGAACGGACAAUGUAAUUGCUGACUGUCUGUCAAGGUGUUGAAAACUUAAAGUUCUCUGUAUUAGCCAAAUAGCUGAUGACCCUGUAUAUUAGUGUGUAUCUAAUAAUGUAUUCAUGCCCAUAAUUUUUAUCCCGGUAAAAAUCCUUUGAAGGGUAGGGGUGUGACGACAAACCAAGUUAUCAGACGAUUGAUGCUAAUGAGAGAAAUAAGGGAGACAAUGGAGAAACGUUCAAAAUGUUAAUGAGAGAGGAGAAAGAGAUAACGGAAAAGAAACACAAUUCAGAGUAUUAACAGACCAGUUGCUUUGAACCUGAACUGUUUGAAGUUUGAUGGACAGGCGAUACCCCAGCAGGGGGAUAAAAAGAACAGGUUCACUAAGGCACGGGACACACCACGAGAUCACGAGAUAACGAGACCCUGGAAGAGCAGUGUGCCCCCACAAGUUGGUAUAGAGUUUGGAGGUCCGGUUUGUGGGAACCGACCAUAGACGCACAGGGUGCAAAGGUACGAUCGGUGGGAACCUGGUGUGUGUGUCCGCCCUUGCCUGGGUGCUGGGUUCACCGCGGAAGAACAGUCGUAUCCGGAACGGAGGGGUCACAGUCGGUCACCACAGCAGGAUAGAAGACAUAAAAGGGUCCACCCGAAACCAACUGCGAAGAACAUCAAAGGUCUGCCUGAAUCAAAUUUGCCUCUCUCUCUCCAACAGCACAACAGCGAUUACUGCGAACUGACUAAGCUGAACUGAACUCUGCGUCACUUAAGACUGAUCAUUUUACCCCUAGACUGCGAUAGAGCUUGGUUGAUUCCUAUUACCCUAGUUCUGUAUACAUGUGUGUUUUAUCAUUGCUAACCUGUUGCAUUUAUAUCCUUACGUUUAGAGUACUGUGUUAUUUAUUUCUUUAAUAAAACUUUAUUAGUUCCCAGUAAUCCAGACUCCAACGCGUGGUCCAUUUCUGCUGGUUUGGCAACCCAGGUACGGGGUACGUAACACCAGAAGUUAUAAGGCCACUGAUACACAAGAACAAUCAGUUUGAUAACCAUUCCGGUCAAGUCAAUGGACUACUGAAACAGAAGUACAAUCAAUUUGUUAGACACUCCAGCCAUCUAAAUUAAAGAAAAGAAUGUACUACCUGGUUUGCUGGAGCCACAAUUUAAUUACAAAGAUAAGAACAUCCAUCAAAUUUAUGCUUUAAUUAAGAAAGCAAUGUUCUGUCUAAUUUCCAUCAGGAAAUGCUUUUUGUCAAAAUCAAAAGGUGUGAAAAGCCCAGAGACAUCUAUGUGGAUCUGGGCAAACUUUAACCCUUAUUUUGCUCCAAAGAAGGCAGCUGUGAGACAUUAUUCAAACACACUGCAGUCACAGACAUAUUCAGUACUUAAUUCGUUGUUUACAGGGAUCUGAGAAUCCCCCAUUCCUUUAAACUUAAUCAUUUUCACCACACAGCUAGUAUGUACAGACCACGUGAGAUCCUCAGUGAUGUGUAUGCCAAGGAACUUGAAGCUAAUAUUUCAUUCUACCCCUGCAUUAGCUUUUGUCCCAGAGGCUCACAAAUUCAGACAUAAAUUUAUAGAACUAUUCAACAAUGCAUCCAAACUUUCUCAAUAUCAGAAUCCACCUUCUGCACCAUCUCCAUAACAAUGAACACAUUUCUAUUUAAUACCCAUCCUUACUUUUUACUUCCAUUCCUGGUUAAUACAUUUUCUUUUCACUAAAUAAAGUCUCCAGCACACUUUCUGAGAUGUGAAGGGCAUUGUAAUUAUCCACAGUUUCUCCAGUUCCACGUCUGACCAACAUCAGACGGAAAGUUGUGCUGGAUAGGUAGAUAAAUAGAAAUAGCUUGGGCCAGGAUUAACUCUUCUCAUUCAAAACCAGGACAACACUGAAGGAAUUUUCUCUCCUGUUCUUUAGAUACCGAUAGCAUUGACUAAAUAUGGUGCCACAAAAAUACUAUCAGAUUCCAGUAAAAAAUCCUCUUACAGUUAUGUUGACAGAAUACAUACUUGCAGUGAGACCAGUGGUCACCAUUUUGUCCUGGACCAUAUAACCAAGUGCACAUUUCAGUUUAGAAAAUAAAAGUUCAAAAUAUGACAGAAAGCUGUCAAUAAUCACCAGAUUUUAAUAUCACUUCACAGGAGGUCCUCAGACU